CAACCUGUCAGUUUUUUUAUUAGAUUUUUAGUCUCCUAAUAAAAAUAUUUUGAUGAUUUUUAGUCUCCUAAUCUAAGACCAAUCGAAGAAGAAGAAGAGGGUAUUUUUUUUUUCUCCAAGAGAUAUGGCUUUAGUUGUUACUUCUUCCUCAACCGCAAUAUCGGGAUAGAAUUUCUCAUGCUCAGGAGCUUCCUCUAAUCCUAAAGUUUCUCAUUACACCAAAAGAUCAGAAGAAAAGCGACGAGCAAAAUGGCAGAGUAUUUGGUAACUGGAGGGACCAGCUUUAUAGCAUCUCACGUUGUCAAGGCACUUCUCGACUUGGGUCAUUCCGUUAGAACAACUGUUAGAGACUCCUCAGAUGAAGAGAAGGUGAGGUUUUUGUGGGAGUUGAAAGGAGCGAAAGAAAGGUUGAAGAUAUUUGAAGCCGAUCUAACGGUGGAGGGAAGCUUUGAUGAGGCAGUUUAUGGUGUUGAUGGAGUCUUCCACAUCGCCUCUCAGGCUUCUGUUUGUCUUGACAACAAUAAUCUGGAGAAGUUGAUGAAAUCUGACAUAAGUGGAACAAGGAAUCUGAUGAACUCUUGUGAAAAAUCCAGAAACACUGUGAAAAGGAUUGUUUUCACAUCUUCUUCAACCACAGUCCGCUACCGUUUUGACGCCACAGAAGAGUCUCCACUCAACGAAUCGCAUUGGAGUGAUCUCGACUACUGCAAACGCUUCAAUAUCUGGUAUGGUUAUGUAAAGACUUUAUGGGAGAAAGAAGUGAGGAUCGCAGCCGAGAAGAAGCUAAACCUAGUUGUAGUGAUCCCUUCAUAUUCGUUCGGUCCUAUACUUAGUCCAAAACCCACGAGAUCCCCUCUAACUUUGCUGUCCAUUGUCAAAGGGGAUCUUGGAGAAUACCCAAAUUUCAGGGGAGGGUUUGUGCACAUAGACGAUGUAGUUGCUGCACAUAUCUUAGCGAUGGAAGAGCCUAAAGCAUCAGGAAGAUACAUAUGUUCGUCUAGUUCAGUGGCUAACUGGCCAGAGAUCAUUGAGAUGCUAAGAACCAAAUACCCGUUAUACCCAUUUGAGACCAAUGAAGAAGGGAAAGAUAUGCCUCAUAGUUUGGACACAACAAAGAUACGUGAACUUGGACUUACGUCUUUCAAGUCAUUAGAUGAGAUGUUCGAUGACUGCAUCAAGUCUUUCCAAGACAAGGGUCUACUCUGAAACCGUUACUGGGAAUAAUAGUGAGCAAGCUGAUGAAUCUGUUGGAAUAUGAUUCAAAUACCCAACGAUCUCUUCUCUUACAACUUAUCGCAGACUUUUAUCAUCUCGUUCAUGUCUUGUUGAGUUCCUUUGGACUGAGCAGUUAGAUUGUUCAUCCUCAUCGAUGGACUGAUAGUGUCACGAGCUUGACAAAGAGCACGUGUCAGUCUCUUUACUUAGUGGAGAGUGUCUCCAUUUGAUUAUCAUCGCUCACAAGUCAUAAUCACCAUUA
Messenger RNA from Eutrema salsugineum, 1477 nucleotides. RefSeq names its product tetraketide alpha-pyrone reductase 2. Gene Ontology annotation, molecular function: oxidoreductase activity, acting on the CH-OH group of donors, NAD or NADP as acceptor. The record is from RefSeq and is a predicted model, not a curated record. NCBI's taxonomy places the organism in Eukaryota, Viridiplantae, Streptophyta, Magnoliopsida, Brassicales, Brassicaceae.